Sciurus carolinensis (gray squirrel) is the source of this 9281-nucleotide messenger RNA. RefSeq names its product phospholipase A2 receptor 1 (gene Pla2r1). NCBI's taxonomy places the organism in Eukaryota, Metazoa, Chordata, Mammalia, Rodentia, Sciuridae. The record is from RefSeq and is a predicted model, not a curated record. Gene Ontology annotation, molecular function: signaling receptor activity. Gene Ontology annotation, cellular component: plasma membrane; signaling receptor complex.
AACCCCGCGACGUUCCCGUCUCCCAUCCCAGAGCCCCAAGUGCCUGCACACUGCGGCAACAAGGGGUGGCAGAGUGGGGUGCAGGGGUGAAGCCAGCGGAAGAGUGGAGCGCGGAGGAGGCUGCGGUUCCGCCUCCCGCACCGCAGCAGGGCGCUGCGGGCGCAGCUCUGGCCCCAGGAGGAGCCUCAAAGAGCGCUCAGUGAGGCCAGUGGUUAGCGAUGCUGCUGCCGCUGCUGCUACCCUCGCUACUGCUGCCGCUGCUGAGGACCCCGCUGGCCUACGCCGCGGGUUUGGCGACGGCGCUCCCCGAGUGGCAGGAUAAAGGAAUAUUCAUUAUCCAAAGUGAGAGUCUCAAGAAAUGUAUCCAAGCAGGUAAAUCUGCACUGACCCUGGAGAACUGCAAACAGCCAAACAAGUAUAUGCUGUGGAAAUGGGUUUCAAACCACCACCUCUUCAACGUAGGAGGCAGCGGUUGCCUGGGCCUGAAUUUAUCUAAUCCAGAGCAGCCACUAAGCAUAUAUGAAUGUGACUCCACCCUCGUUUCCUUGAAGUGGCGCUGUAACAGGAAGAUGAUCACGGGUCCACUCCAGUACAUGGUGCAGGUGAAGCAGGACGACAUGGUUGUGGCCUCAAGGAAACAUCUUCAUAAGUGGAUUUCCUAUAUGUCGGGUGAUGGAGACAUUUGUGAACAUCUUCACAAAGACUUGUAUACAAUCAAAGGGAACGCCCAUGGGAUGCCCUGCAUGUUUCCCUUCCAGUAUAACCAUCAGUGGUUUCAUGAAUGCACCCGGGAAGGUCGGGAAGACAACUUGCUGUGGUGUGCCACCACCAGCCGAUAUGAAAGAGACGAGAAGUGGGGAUUCUGCCCAGAUCCCACCUCUGCACAGAUAGGUUGUGAUGCUGUCUUGGAGAAGGACCUCAAUUCACAUAUUUGCUACCAAUUCAACCUGCUUUCAUUUCUCUCUUGGAGUGAGGCACAUUCUUCAUGCCAGAUGCAAGGAGGUGCUUUAUUAAGUAUUGUGGAUGAAAGUGAAGAAAAUUUCAUAAGAAAGCACAUGAGUGGUAAAGCCAUAGAAAUAUGGACAGGUUUGAAUCAGCUGGAUGAAAACGCUGGCUGGCAGUGGUCUGAUGGAACCCCACUCACCUAUCUGAACUGGAACACAGAGACAAAUGUUGAUCCAUUCGUUGAAUAUCGCUGUGGAGUAUUUAAUGCAUUUAUGUCAAAUGCCUGGAGGAGUAGGGACUGUGAGUUCACCUUGCCUUACAUAUGUAAAAAAUAUCUAAACCACACUGAUCAUGAAAUAGUUGAUAAAGAUGCUUGGAAAUACCAUGCUACCCACUGUGAACCUGGAUGGAAUCCCUACAAUCGUAAUUGCUACAAACUUCAGAAAGAAGAAAAGGCCUGGAAUGAAGCUUUGCAUUCUUGCCAGUCUGAUAACAGCACAUUAAUAGACAUAGCUUCAUUAGCAGAGGUGGAGUUCCUUGUAAACCUGCUUACAGAUGAAAAUGCAUCUGAAACAUGGAUUGGCUUGAGCAGCAAUAAAAUUCCAGUUUCCUUUGAAUGGUCUAAUGGCUCCUCAGUCAUCUUUACAAAUUGGCACACACUUGAGCCCCGAAUUCUUCCAAAUAGAAGCCAGUUAUGUGUCUCAGCAGAGCAAUCUGAGGGACACUGGAAAGUUAAAAAUUGUGAAGAAACCUAUUUUUACAUUUGUAAAAAAGCAGGCCAUGUUCUUUCUGAUGCCGAAUCAGGAUGUCAAGCGGGAUGGGAGAGACAUGGUGGAUUUUGUUACAAAAUUGACACCGUGCUCCGAACCUUCGACCAUGCUUCCAGUGGUUACUACUGUCCUCCGGCACUUGCAACCAUUACAAACAGAUUUGAACAGGCUUUUAUUACCAGUUUGAUCAGUAGGGUGGUGAAAACAAAGGACAGUUAUUUUUGGAUUGCUCUGCAAGACCAAAAUGAUACAGGAGAAUACACUUGGAAGACCACAGGACAGAAGUCUGAGCCGGUGCAGUACACUCACUGGAAUGCACAUCAACCCCGCUCCGGGGGUGGCUGUGUUGUCAUGCGAGGCAGUAGUCCUCUUGGUCGCUGGGAAGUGAAAGACUGUAGCCAGUUCAAGGCGAUGUCCUUGUGCAAGCAGCCAAUCGAAAAUCGGGACAAAACUGAGCGUGAAGAAAGAUGGCCCUUUCACCCCUGCUAUUUGGACUGGGAGUCAGAGCCUGGCCUGGCCAGUUGCUUCAAGGUAUUUCACAUUGAAAAAGUUCUGAUGAAAAGAACAUGGAGAGAAGCUGAGGCAUUUUGUGAAGAAUUUGGAGCUCAUCUUGCAAGCUUUGCCCAUAUUGAGGAAGAAAAUUUUGUGAAUGAACUUUUACAUUCAAAAUUUAAUCGGACAGAAGAAAGGCAGUUCUGGAUUGGAUUUAAUAAAAGAAACCCACUAAGUGCUGGUUCAUGGGAAUGGUCUGAUGGAACUCCUGUUGUCUCUUCAUUUUUAGACAAUAUUUAUUUUGAAGAAGAUGCAAGAAAUUGUGCUGUGUAUAAAGCAAACAAAACAUUGCUGCCCUCACACUGUGGUUCCCGACAUGAAUGGAUCUGCAAAAUACCAAGAGAUGUGAGACCCAAGAUUCCACCCUGGUACCAGUAUGAUGCGCCCUGGCUCUUUUAUCAGAAUGCAGAGUACCUUUUUCAUACCUAUGCCUCAGAGUGGUCUUCCUUUGAGUUUGUCUGUGGCUGGUUACGCAGUGAUCUUCUCACAAUUCAUUCUGCACAUGAGCAAGAAUUCAUCCACAGCAAAAUAAGAAUGCUAUCAAAGUAUGGUGCAAAUUGGUGGAUUGGACUUCAAGAAGAAAGAGGCAACGAUGAAUUUCAUUGGAGAGAUGGAUCACCAAUAAUAUACCAGAACUGGGACAAAGAAAGAGAAAUAUCUGUGAAUAAUCAGAGCCAGAGAUGUGGCUUCAUUUCUUCCAUAACAGGACUCUGGAGUGGUGCUGAUUGUUCAGUCUCUAUGCCUAGUAUUUGUAAGCGAACCAAGUUUUGGAUCAUUGAGAAAGAGAAAGAUACACCAAAAGAACAUGGAACAUGUCCCAAAGGAUGGCUAUAUUUUAACUCUAAGUGCCUUUUGGUGAGGAUCCCCAAAGACCCAAGCAAUCUGAAGAACUGGACAGGUGCUCGAGAUUUCUGCAUCGAAACAGGGGGGACACUGGUUGCCAUUGAAAGUGAGGUGGAACAAGCUUUCAUCACUAUGAAUCUUUUUGGCCAUAACACUAAUGUGUGGAUUGGAUUACAAAAUAACAAUUAUGAAAAAUGGCUAAAUGGAAAGCGUGUGACAUAUUCUAACUGGUCUCCAUUUGAUGUAAUAAAUAUUCUAAGUCAUAACACUACUGAAGUUCAAAAACAUGUACCUCUCUGUGCCUUGCUGUCAAGUAAUCCUAAUUUUCAUUUCACUGGCAAAUGGUAUUUUGAAGAUUGUGGAAAAGAAGGCUAUGGGUUUGUUUGUGAAAAAAGGCAGGAUAUUUCUGGACACGGUGUGAAUACAUCUGAUAUGUACCCAAUCCCCAAUACCUUGGAAUAUGGAAACAGAACAUACAAAAUAAUUAAGGCAAAUAUGACUUGGUAUGCAGCAAUAAAAGCCUGCCUGAUGCAUGGGGCAGAGCUGGUCAGCAUUACAGACCAGUAUCACCAGUCCUUCCUCACUGUUGUCCUCAACCGGCUAGGACACGCCCAUUGGAUUGGACUGUUCACCACAGAUAAUGGUCUUCAUUUUGACUGGUCAGAUGGCACCAAAUCCUCCUUCACUUUUUGGAAAGACAAGGAGUCAUCCUUCAUUGGUGACUGCGUUUUUGCUGAUACUAAUGGACGCUGGCAUAGCACAGCCUGUGAGUCAUUUCUGCAAGGUGCCAUUUGUCAUGUGCCCACUGAAACAAAACCAUUUGAACACCCAGUGUUGUGCUCAGAAACAUCUAUUCCCUGGAUAAAAUUUAAAAGUAAUUGCUACAGUUUUUCUACAGUCCUAGACAGCACGAGUUUUGAGGCUGCUCAUGAAUUUUGCAAAAAGGAAGGAUCUAAUCUUUUAACAAUCAAGGAUGAGGCUGAAAAUUCAUUUCUCCUGGAAGAGCUUUUUGUAUUUGGUUCUUCUGUCCAGAUGGUUUGGUUGAAUGCUCAAUUUGAUAGUAACAAUGAAACCAUAAAGUGGUUUGAUGGAACACCCAUAGACCAAUCAAACUGGGGCAUUCUGAAGCCAGACGUGGACUACCUCCAGUCCCAUCAGUGUGUUGCCCUGAGGAUCCCCGAAGGAGUGUGGCAGUUAUCACCAUGUGAAGAAAAAAAGGGGUUCAUAUGUAAAAUGGAGGCAGAUAUUCACACUGUAAAGGAGCACCCAGGAAAAGGACCGAGUCACAGCAUUAUUCCUCUUGCAGUUGCUCUGAUAUUGAUAAUAAUCCUAGUGGUUAUCACAGUGUUCUACAUACACAAGCAGAAUAGUGGCUUCUUCCGGAGACUUACAGGGUUUCGGAAUCCUUACUAUCCUGCAACCAACCUUAGUACAGCACAUUUAGAAGAAAAUAUUCUCAUUUCUGAUCUUGAGAAGAAUACCAGUGAUAAUGAAGUCAGAGACUAGCACAACUCUGGAGAUGAGCAGAGAAGACAGCAAGGGGAGUCCUGUAUUUCCCUUUAACUAGAUACCAUUAGAAUGGAAUUGUGUCACUAUUUUAACUAUUGUUAAGGUGAUUACUGGAUUUUAAUUGUAACCAAAUCAAAUGGGGUUUGAUUUAUCCAUUUUCCUAAACUGUGAUCCAUUCUUAAAAAGGGGAAAUUAUGCAAUGAUUAUUAUUCAGGAAGACAGGAGCUAUUAAAAGAAACCCCUAUUGAAAACUCUCAAACCAAUGUUAAUAAUUGCUUUUGCACUGAUCCUACUAAAAAUUUUUUUGGUAUUGUAAAACCAAGCUGGUACCUAGUCAGACAUUCACCAAACUCGUUACAUUAAAAGAGGGAGAAAGAGGAAGACAAAUUUCUAAAUUCUAUACUUACAUAGGAGAGAAAUAGUCUUCUUAGGUUUCUUGUUUGUUUCUAAAUCAAUCAUUUCCAAUAGCCAGAUUUGAAAAGUACUAAUUUAUUUCUAAAUUUCUAAAUUUAAAACACAUGUUCUGGACUCUUAACAUUUAGAGUGAUAUUAAUUUUUAAUUAGGUAUGACUUCUCAAGUGAAAGGGAGGAAAAAAUGAUCUUUCUUUAAAUAGUACAGUUGUUGGUUUUAUGAGCAGCCACAUAGUUAAAAUGUGACUUGAACCCUUUGAAUCUUUAAACUGCUAAAUGAUUAUCAAGUUUGAUAUUUAAAGAUAUGUUAUAGAUAAGCUUAAAGGAAUAUAUUGAUAUUUGAAUACUAUUAAAAAUUCAUGAAAUUUAUUAAAAACAAAAUAUAUAAAAUAAUGUAUAACUUUCUCAACAACCAGAAGAUAUAAAAAUAAAACUUGAAUUUAAAGGGGAAAAAUUGGGGAUCUAACUUACAGUCCUAUAAGAAUGAGACUAGAGGAUGCAUUGAGAAGUACUAAAUAAAUUAACCUCCACUAAUAAUCUAGAUACCUUUUAUGAUAUAAAUGACUUGAUUUAGAUGUUCUUCUUAAUAACAUCUGAUUUCUGGGAACUGUCUCCUUUUGUGUUAGGCUAGUUAGUUCCAUUGGUUAAUAAUAAUUACUGCCAGCAAUAAAAAAAAUCACAGGUUUGAUCUUCCUUUGUUAAUUUCUUAUAAAGAAAAAUGAAUCCAAAAUCAAUAUUCAGAAGUUCACUCAUUGCGUAAGUGUUUGCUGAGCUCCUAUUAAAAACAACAUGCUAGCUGGCAGCUGGGGGUGCCAGACUGCACAAACCAGGGAGUCUCAAUGUUUGUAGCAUUUAGUCUCCAAUGAGAGAAACCUAAUAGCACCCAGUAAAGAGUUCAUAUGUAGAAAAUAGUGGGUAGUUAUGAAAAUUAAGUAAGGUUCUGUGAUAGAAACAGGGAAUCUCAGGCCUAAAUUUCUAAAUUUAAAAGGAAGUGUGCAUUUUUUGUUAAAACCAACUGCCUCAACACUGGUGGUCACUAGUCACAAGGGGGAGCUCCCGGAGAAAAUAUGAAUGAAUUUCCAAGUGGCAAACCAACAUCUUUACAAACACAUUUGAAGAGCAUAUAAGAACAGAGUGCUUGUGGACUGAAACAUUAAAUACAACUUCCAACAGCAGUUUUUUGCUACUGCUGUGAGUCUACACACUGGGACCAUUGACUUUUAUAAUUUUUUGUCUUAGGACUUCAUUUUUUAAAAGACAUAUAAUGCAGAAGGUGUAUAUUUACAACUCAAAAGAAUAACAAUUGAUCUGAACUAACCAGAACUAAGCUCAAUUUAACAAUCUGUCAAGUGAAAUUAAAAUUCUGCUCCUUUCUGCAGACUUGAUAAAAGCUAUAAUCAAUUAGCCUUUCAGACAAAGGAUAUAGUCACAUAUAACAAUUUGAAAAUGUAUGUCAUUAGGAAAGUACUUUAGAAGAAAAAAACUGUUGCUUGUUAAUGCUCUGUAUUUUGCUCUUUAGUACCGAACCACAUCUCCAGAGAAACUGUCCCUGUAAACAGAUCAUUUGCCAUUGCUGAAAUUUCAGAAAUACAAAGUACCAGAAUAUUUGCCUUUACUCAUGCAUGUAUAUAUUUUAAAACUUUUUCCAUAUCUACUUUUAAUCUGAAUUAGAUUUUAUAGUCACAACAUAAAAUUUAAAAAAAGUAGUAGGGUCACAAACUCACACAGAAUUAAUAUGUUCUCCUCUUUUAAAAGUCAGUCUUUCCCUAUUUUUAUAAACUCUGGAUAAUGGAGAAUCUUGGGUUUCCAAGUUAGAAUAUCUUGACUUCUGUUUCCAACAGUAUUCUUCCAGGUUAAAUGUUUCUUCUGUUGAAGGAUCUGUGCCCCAUCAAGGGUGAAUCAGGUGAUCUCUUUAGAUGCACAUUCAUUUGUGCCGUUCUUUCCUUCCUUAAAAUGGCAGCUGGAUAUAUGGCAACUUGCUGUGCCCUUCUGGUAUUGGGAGGAGAAGGUCAUAACUGACGGCUGACAUGUGUCAUCUGGUAUCCACUGAGAGCAGCUGUCUGGGCCCACUCCCUGGAGAUCUUAUAGCUUGUAGUCUCUUCUCUGCAUUGGGCCCUGUCCUGGCUCUUUCCGGCACUGCCUCAUUUCCUGAGAACAGGCUGUGAUUCCCAUUCAGUGCCCUCCCAGGAUAUUGCAGUGCUUGGCUACAAGGCCACCUCACGCCUGCAAUGGAGAAACCCUACCCAGCACCAUCAGUUACUCGAUUAGUCAGGACAAGCUAAAUACUGUAAUAAACAAUCCCCAAAUCUUGGAAUUGGAGCUCAGCAAAGGUUUAUUUCUUACCCACACCUACAUGGAUGAGCAGGAGGACUUUGUUUUAUGCAGUCAUUCAUGGAUGCAGGCCCCUCUUAUGUAAUGGGCCAGCAUUUCUUAAGUGCUCGGAGUCUUCCAAUGGGUCUCCUACCUGUUGCUAACAGAGUUAACUGGAGAUCUAUGAUUGAUUUAUGUAGUUUCUAUGAGUUUUUUUUAAAGCUUCUCACUCUUUUUUAAAAAUAUUUUUCAGUUGUAGAUGGACACAAUACCUUUAUCUUAUUUAUUUUUUAUGUGGUGCUGAGGAUCGAAACCAGUAUUCCUGUGUGUUAGGCAAGCACCCUACUACUGAGCCACAACCCCAGCCCAUUUCCAUGAGCUUAUUUGUGUCUCAUUUUAGUUUUUGCACUGGGGAUUGAACCCAGGGUCUUGCAUAUGCUAAGCAUGUGCUCCACCACUGAGCUACACCACUAGGCCCAAUGUACUACUAAAAUACAAUCAUGAAGUCAACAGUCUUCAAACUGAGAACACACACCAAAGGGUACAUAAAAAUUUCCAAGGAACACAGGGGUAUGGAUAUUUUUAAGGAUCUCAAUUUCUAGAAUCUUAACCUUCAUGUGUUAUUCCUGCUAGGAAGUGACUCACCGGAGAACACCCUAUGAUCAAAGUGUCACUCUGGUUCUUUCCCACCUCUCUUUGUACAAAUAUUUUUCUCUACCUUAAAAAAUAUAUAUAAAAAAAUUUUUAAACAUAGAUUUCAUACCAAAUUUUGCUAUGAUGGCUUACCUUUGGAAACUCCUCCAAGGCACCAAAGAAAGAAAAAAAAUGCAAAAUAUUGGUAUCAGUGAAGUUUCUUCAAAAAAAAGAAAUCAUAAACUUUGUGCAGAGCCUCCUGUCUUUCCCUGCCUUCAUACAUUUUUCUGUUAAGGAUGAAGCAAUGAGUCAGAAACGAGUUACUGUCCCUCAUGUUCACACUCUGGGUUGAUAAAUGGACAUGCGCCCUACAGUGGAAGAGCAGCAGUGCUUCCUACCUCGUUUGAGACCUCAGCUCAUCCAUCCCCUGUCUAUUGUCUAAGAAUGUUUUUCUAGAGAGACUAUCUGGUGAAACAACGUGAAGAGAGUGUAGAUAUUCCUGAGAGCCUCACAUGUGUGCUAUCGAGGUAAAAGCUCAUGGUUUUAUCUAUGUUGGAUUUCUGAAUAGUGAGGAUGCUUAUUUUAACUAAAAAAUGAAAUCCGACUUUUUAUGAACAUUGACUUAUUUGGCUCAUUGGUUUGACAGUGGGAUACUUCUCAAGUAGUACAAACAAGAACAGGAGGGACAGAAUCUGGGGGGAAAAAAGGGUAGGUACUGAUUAAACCUGUCAGAGGUAGAGAAACAGACUUAACAGGGUAAGCAAAGUCUAAUAAGUAGUAGGAAAUUUAGAUAAAACAGCUUUCUUUGAUAUCUUUUUUAAUCAGAAAGUAGCUUUUUUAUUUAGUGCCUACAACAAAGAAAAGAUGGACCAAAUCUAUGUGCUGUUAACUUUUGAAUUCUCAGGGAAAAACAUGAUCACCUGAUUGACAUUUUUUCACCUUUAUACUGUGGCUAAAUCCACUUACACCCUUAUAGUGUGGCUAAAUCCACUUAAGCCAGCUUGUUUAUAGUGAAUCCUAGUUAAUACUGGAGUGAAUUAGAAGAGGCAAAUAAGUCUGGAUUGUUCAUCAUCAUCAUAUUCAAACAGUAACUUACACAAACAAUUUUUAUUUAUAUUAUAUCCUGUUGUAUCAGCAACAUAACUAACAUGUAUUAUGGCUCUCUCUCAUAAUUCUUAGGCAUAAAAAUAAUGGUUUACAUUUAAAAAUACUAAAACUAAGUAAAAAUUAGAAAUAAGAAUUAAAAAUUUCUAUCUAGCCAAGUGAGGUGGCACACGCCUGUAAUCCCAGUGGCUUCGGAGGCUAAGA